CGGGAAGUGUGUCCGUUGCUGCGGGCCACAUGCUCUCCUCCCAAGGUUUUCCCGGACAUAAUAUACACUUCAUCAUCUGCUAAUGGACGUUGUUUGGCAUGCGAGGGAGCUUUGUGGUAUAUCUAUGUCAAAUCCAUCUCAUGCGAACUGGGUGAAUCAACUUCAACCACUUUCAAUUGCAGGAGUGGUAUUUGCCGGCGGAUCGUCAUCAUCGUCAUGGGCUUGUCAUGGUCUGUCUGGUGAUCAUGCACACUUUCAUCCCUCAACAAUAUUCAGUAUAUCAAGACGCAAUAUGCCCCUCCAUCACGGUCGAUCUUACCUGGAAGAGGCAUAUGCCACGGAGAAGAUACUCCUGCUGAAGCAUCUAACUCAAAUUGAGAAUGAAACAGGUUGGAGGACUUCCGAUCGUGCCGCAGAUCUAAAAAAGCUAUGGGGAAUCUGACGGGAAGGAUAUCAAUCCUAGAAUACCUGUAGAGAAUAGCUCGUGG
Molecule: messenger RNA, 488 nt
Organism: Aspergillus piperis CBS 112811
Lineage: Eukaryota; Fungi; Ascomycota; Eurotiomycetes; Eurotiales; Aspergillaceae
Exons: 3
Coding region: 83-442 (119 amino acids)
Source: RefSeq, a predicted model, not a curated record